Strongyloides ratti is the source of this 1767-nucleotide messenger RNA. Its product is annotated as Protein LTV1 homolog. Gene Ontology annotation, biological process: ribosomal small subunit biogenesis; ribosomal small subunit export from nucleus. Gene Ontology annotation, cellular component: preribosome, small subunit precursor; cytosol; nucleus. Bases 1 to 1767 code for a protein of 588 amino acids. The transcript has 3 exons. The record is from RefSeq and is a predicted model, not a curated record. Lineage: Eukaryota; Metazoa; Nematoda; Chromadorea; Rhabditida; Strongyloididae.
AUGAGAUAUUCUAUACUGUUCAUACUUUUUUUAUUUUCUAUUAUUAUAUUUAUAAAUUGUAAAAGUUUGAAACGUGUAUGGUGUAGAGUUGAAGAAAGUUGUGACUUAGAUAUUUUGCAUCCAUCAACAAUACCAGAAGAUGUUUCUGAAGAUAAUAUUAUAUUAGCAAAGAAAUUUAAUAAAAAAUUUAAUGACUUUUUAAAGACUGGUGAAAUAUUAUUACCAGAUGUUCACGAAUCUCUUUUAACAUUUGACAAAUUUAUACUUAAGAAUGCAUUUACACAUUCAUCAAAGUAUGAUGUUGAAUAUAGAAAACUGGGAAAAAAAGUUUUUCAACAAUUUCUUAAACAAGGAUUUUUAAAUGAAAAGAUAAAUAUAAUUAUUGACGAGAUUUCAAAUGUUUUCAUGAAAUCAAAUUUUAAAGCAACCGACGCACAUAAUGUUAUCAUGAUGGUAGUCAAAAAUUUAUGUGAUUGUAAAGUUAUUCCAGGAAAUAAAAAACCAUUUAUUGAUAGAAAAGAAGCAUUGAAAUUUUCUAUUGUUCAAAGAUCUGUUCGUGAUCCUUUAAUUAAUAACGCUGAUUUGGGAGAAAAUGUUUUUAAAGCUGUUGGAAGUAAACAAGUUCCUGUUGAAGAGAUGGAGGAAAGAAUAAAAUAUGGUAUUUAUUAUGAUGAUGAUUAUAAUUAUUUACAACAUUUAAAAUCUCGUGAUGAAGUUGUUGGUGAUGAUGUAGAAACAGAAGUUAUACUUGCACCAAAUGCCUUGAAAAAGAAAGAUGUCAUAACACUUUCUAGUUCACUUUUUGAAACUAAAGGAUUGGAGUUUAAAAAGGAAGAAGUUGAAAAUGAAUUAAUUAUAGAAAAAUUAGAUGAUGAUGUAAUGGCAGCUUUAGAUGAAAGAUAUGAUUUUAACAAUCCUGAAAAUCAAUUAGAUGACGAUGAAUUUCAAGAAAUUCUUAAAUAUGGUCCUCUUGAUAAUAAUACUCCUAGUUUAGAAGAAAAUCUUAGUGAAAAUGAUUGUUUUUCUGUGAUAAGUGAUGAUAAAUAUGAUAGUGAUAGGUGGGAUGAUACAAAAACACGUUUUACAAAUUAUUCUAUGUCAUCUGCAGUUAUAAAAAGAGAAAAUGGACUUUCUACUUUGGAUGAAAAAUUUGAAACUUUUUAUUCUGAAUAUGACGAUGACAAAAUUGCUGAAAUACCAUCUAUGGAUUCAUCUGAUGUUGCUGGAUUUUUGGAAACUGAUGAUAGACAAUUUAAAGAAUUGAUGGAAGAUGUUGAAUUUAAAAUGCCUUCAUUGCCAAAACAAAAAAUAAGUGAAAAAGAACGUGAAAUGGCUCAUAGAACUAUAAUUGGAGAUGAUGAACUUGUUGAUUAUACAAAAAUAAAAGUUGAACCAUCAAAAUAUAAAAAACAACAAUGGGAUGUAGAAAGUAUAACAUCAACAUAUUCAAAUAUUUAUAAUCAUCCUAGGCCAAUAUCAGAAGUUACAAGAAAACGUUUACGAAAAACGACAGAGUCAACAAUUGUAGAGAAUGAUGAAAUGGAUGUAGAUGAUAAUGAAAGCAUAAUGUCAGGUGUUUCCACAUUAUCUGUAAGACCUAAAGGUGAAACACCUGAAGAACGAAAAUUAAGAAAACAAGCAGUUAAAGAACAACAACGUAUUAGGAGACAAGAAAAGAAAGCUAACAAAUUAGCUUUUAAAGAUGAAAAGAAAUUAAUUGAUUCACGUAAUUCUGUUAUUCAAUUAAAAGCUAGAAAAAUUCAUUAA